AUGAAUCUCUCGGACAACAUCAGCAAUAAUAGUAACUGUACAAUGACCAUGAUGACGAAGACGGAUCCCAUUUCAUUCAGAACCGAUUUUUUGGAAGGCUUUCAUCGAGUUCAUGUUGGCCAUUUUGCUUCAAUUCCGAUUGUGUUGCCAUCGAACAACAGCCAACAGUCAUCAUCAUCCAACCACAACAACAACAACAACAUUCAAGAUGAAGAAACUAAUUUAAUGGCCUCCGUGGAUGGAACUACUUGCUUUCUAGAUCAGGAUUACCAAGAUUGUAAAACUAGGCUCCUCAUGCAAAGCUUCUUCCUGCCAAAGGCUUCCAUUAUCAAUAUUUCAAAUUGUGGAAGGAAGGAAGUACAGAAUUUUAUCAAAAUGAGCAAGAGUAUUUCAGUUUUGGACAAGGCCAAUGAAGAAGUUGGAGUUGGCAAGAAUGAAUUUGCUUAUUUGAGUGACUUGUGGAAUCAAAUGUUCAAACUACCUCAAACGAUGCUCAAAUAUAGUGGCAAGCAUGAGAGUUUUUGGAGAGGAGGAAUAUUCUCCACCUUGUAUCGUUUUAUUACUCGUGAUUACGAACACAUUUUUGAUGAGAAUAGAGAUUUUCAAUGCAUCGAUAGUGGGUCAACUCAGGACAGCAAAUACUCAGGUGACCUAAUAACUUCUUCCUUCCUGUCAGGUGACAUUGUUAGUAAUAGUACCAACAUCAACAAAAUGAAACUCGAUGGCACCUUCUUCAUUGGCUUCAAUCAUCAAAGAAAUAAGGAAAUUCGUGAACUCACUCGUCGUAUGGUGUCUGCGUUGGCAACUGAGGCAUCGACCACGAGAAGUGUCAUCCUUCCUCAAACAACAUGCGUUGCUUCUGAUACCAUUGUAUCACCCACUUCAUCGAAACAGCAAAAGCAAUUUCUCGAUCAAGCCUUCCAAAGUGGAACCUUACUUCCUUUCUUUGGAUCUUGUGAGCGUAAUGACACCACUGGAAAUCAAUAUCAAGCCGAAAACGAAUUGAGUUUGAUGCUUAAAUUGUUUCUUGAGACUCAGUAUACCUUUUUCCAAAAGCUAGGCUCCAAACCUAAGAAACGUUUUGUUUCUGGUCUUACUUGUGUCGGUCCUCUUGUUACAUGCUUUGUGAUGCGAAGAUAUCAUACUGUUGUAGAAUCAUUCGAAAGUGAUAUCAGCUUGAAGAAGAAUAGUAGUAGCAAUGUUGAACCAAUUUACGUCAUGCAACCUUUAGAUACAUUCAACUUGUCCAACUAUGACGACUUGUUGAGAUGUGCCAAAUAUCUCACUGGCGUAAGAAAAUUAGGAGAAUCUCUUUUUGCGGAAGUGAGAAAUGCUCUGAGACAUCUUUAUUCAGAUCCAAGUCAUGACAAUGGUUCUUUAGUAUCAUCCAAUCAUAUGGGAAAUGCUCAUAACCCUAAUGAGAAAGUCAAGAAUUCAAAUCAACAACAUGCCAAAUCUUCUUCAAAUGCCAGCAAAUCCAACGUGUCUGUUAACCAGCAACUGUCUGUAUCUCCAAAAGCAAACAGCAACAGACGAGAAGAAAGAACUCCUUCGAGUGGUGAAAAAAGAAAGCAACCACCCACGCCAGCGAAUGGCACCUCCAGCAUUAGUAGUAAUGGAACAGCCACGCAAGAAUCCAAGUCACAGUCUAGUUCACAGGUUCAAAAGAAGCAAAAAGUGAACGCCAGCACUGCCAUCUCACCAGAGAGAACUUCUAGACCAGCAGCGGAACAAACACCAGGAGAGCUGACGAUGAUGAACAGCAACAACAUCACCAAUAAUGAGGAGACAAGUCAAAGGUCCACUCAACAAGAUUCUGUUUCCAGCAGUGCUAACGAUAGUGAACGAAUGAUUGUGGACAAUCAUGAAGCUUCAAGUGACCUUGAUGAGUAG
Molecule: messenger RNA, 1893 nt
Organism: Naegleria fowleri
Lineage: Eukaryota; Heterolobosea; Eutetramitea; Acrasida; Naegleriidae
Exons: 3
Coding region: 1-1893 (630 amino acids)
Source: RefSeq, a predicted model, not a curated record